Molecule: messenger RNA, 618 nt
Organism: Mycena indigotica
Lineage: Eukaryota; Fungi; Basidiomycota; Agaricomycetes; Agaricales; Mycenaceae
Exons: 5
Coding region: 1-618 (205 amino acids)
Source: RefSeq, a predicted model, not a curated record
AUGGACUCUACGAGUAAUACGCAAGGCAAGAGGAAGGACAUCAGCUCCAUACCACUUCAAGUUCCCACCGCUGCUCCUUUCGGUUUCGGACAUAGUGGCUCUGAUGCAGACCCCAACGAGGUUGUGAAUUCUCCUCCAUACAAACGUCAAAAACUCGACCAAGAACCUGCCUACGAAGCUCCCGCCGUGACAGAACACGUAUCGCCGUCGGUGAGCUUACAAGCGGGAGAUUCCGUCUCGCAAUUCGCAGAGCCAGACUUGACUGCGGCAGACGAAGUAGCGAGUCGACUCAAGAUGCCUCCCGAAACUGCAUCUGGCUCUGUGAAUCCUGUCAAGGCAGUCUCGACCAUGGCGACAUUGUGUUCAUUCCCGCAGAGCCCGUUCUUUUCGCCUUGCACAAUGCUCUACUUGCUCGAGUCCAUCCGCCGGAAGGUAUCCGACUCGACAGAGUUUGGCGAGGCGCAAGUUUACUUCAAGUAUAUGCAUGCCAACAGGCCGACUGUGGAUUAUCUUGAUGUGGUGGACCAGGUGGCGGUGGCGGACAUUGAUGACGAUUUGCAUGGCUCAACACUGCAACAAAGGAUCGAACAGUGGCGGUCAAAGUUGAUCUCAUGUUGA